Messenger RNA from Effrenium voratum, 828 nucleotides. NCBI's taxonomy places the organism in Eukaryota, Dinophyceae, Suessiales, Symbiodiniaceae. The record is from the annotation of a GenBank genome assembly.
AUGCACGCGAACCAGCCCGAGGGACGCUUGAUCGGGGUCGAGGGCGAGCAAAGGACCGUGGAAGCGUACGAGCUCCUGUGCAAGGAAUAUGGCGUGUUCAUGGUCGAGCUCGAGGAUGCAGCCCUCCUCAUAGCCAGAGACGGGACCGAAAUCGCGAACGCGUUCAAGGCAGGGCACGAGGAUGGCAUCUCCAUGACCGUGGAAGAGUGCGGUUCCAGGUGGGUCCGGCUUUCUGGUCCGAGUGUGGCCCACACCGUGUGGGAAAAGGGCGACCGUGGUCGAUCUCGGACGAUCGAGCGCGCGCGCGCCGUGGAAAAGUUUUCGCCCGCCGAGGCGGCGGGCUUAGCUUUGGAGGCAGAGACGGGGAGAGCUUUCCGCUACGUCAGCCAGAGCCGGUUCGCUGCCUCUUUUGAAGUUGGCUUCGCCGCCGGCAUUCUAGCGCAGAACCUGGGGUCUUUGGACUUGUUUCCGGGGGUUUUGCGGCCCGGGCCCAAGAAAACGCCCAUGGCCCCGGCGCUGGCGCGGCGCCUGGAGUGCCAGCUGCGGUGCGGGGCGCUGGGCAACCCGCAGUGGCAUGACCUAUGCUCCCAGUGCUUUUGCAAGUAUGCGCUGCGCCCAGCCCUCGCGGCAGAGGCCUUGAGCCCAGGCUUAGGCAAGCCCACGGCCUCGGUGCUGGGAGCCGGCUACGAAGGCACGGCUCUCCGCUCGGAUCGCCGAGCUGAGCCGCGGCCUAGCGGCGUACGCGGCGCGACCGGCGCCGAGCGCUUCCUGGCGGCCUGGAGCGCAAUGCAGGCGGAGGGUGUCGUUCCUCAAGGACAAGAAGUGGAC